AUUAACAAUGCACCCUCCCUUGGUUGUGUACGUACACUAUCUGGUCGGUUGAGAGUGCUAUACAUCACACAGAUCUUCUAUAGGCGGAUGAGCAGUUCUACCUCCGUAAAGCCUCUCGGGUGAUUAUAUAGGCUACACAUAGAGAGGAUUUUUUCGAUGAGGAAAACGUUGUCUGUCAAAACGUCACAUGGGGUCAACGCGAUCGCUUCCUGCAUCGCGCCUCAGCUACAGUUUUGCGCGUUUCGGUUUUGCCGCUUGGAUUUGAUACUGAUUUGAUUGGUUUAUAUUGAUACGAUUUCCGUUCCUCGCGCGCCGCCGAUGUCACAUAUUUUAUUGCGAUGAUAAGCAAAGUUAAAAAUGCCAUGUCCUCGAUGGUGAGCGGAAUUAUCCCGCACGGCCACCACCAUCAUCAGCAACAGCACGGAUCCGCGCAGAACGGCGGAACAGACGGGCUUCCACCGCGAUUCCCGUAUAGCCGACCCGAGUUCCUGGACCUGACACAGGAGCUGCUGCAGUACUCCACCGAGCACGCGUCCAGACCGGUCAUCACGCUCAAGAGAGACAGCAGGCUGCCAUGGCGAACGGGAUACGCGGAGGUGAUAAAUGCUGGAAAGAGCAUGUUGAAUGAAGACCAGGCGUCCUGUGAGCUGCUGUAUGUGAGGAAGAUCAGCAGUAAACAGCAACGCUGCUCCAUGUUACAGGAGGACACUGGAGACACUACAGGUAUUCCCAUGCACUUUUGGGGUGUUUUUGAUGGACAUGCCGGCUCCGGGGCUGCUCUCAUGGCAUCCAAACUCCUCCAUCGUAUCAUCCGUGAUCGGCUUUGUGAUGUUGCCCAUCUUCUUGAAAACAAGAACAGCCCACCGCCCAUUUGUCUGGCCAAGAACGGGAGCCCCUUCCAGGCUGAGGCCAAAAAAGGGGCCUGCCUGGAUGGAGAGGAGCAGGAUGGGCUCCUGGAUGAGCCACGGUUCCACAUUGAGAAAGACAUUAGUGUGGAGAGCCUGGUGAUGGGGAUCAUAGAGACUGCAUUCAGACAGAUGGAUGACCUCAUAGAGACAGAGAAAGAGUCUUACAGCAUCUCUGGUGGCUGUUGUGCCUUGGUUGCAAUACACAUGUUGGGAAAACUCUAUGUAGCAAACGCUGGAGACAGCAGAGCGAUAAUUGUCCAUAGCAAUGAGGUCGUCCCCAUGUCCAAUGAGUUCACACCUGAAAGUGAAAGACAGAGGUUACAGCAUCUGGGCUUCCUCAAACCAGAGCUGCUCGGGAAUGAGUUUACACAUAUUGAGUUCCCCAGACGUAUCCAACACAAGGAACUUGGCAAGAAGAUGCUUUUCAGAGACCACACAAUGACUGGCUGGGCAUAUAAGACAAUUGUAGAGGAUGAUCUAAAAUUCCCACUGAUUUAUGGGGAGGGCAAAAAGGCCCGGGUCAUGGCAACUAUUGGUGUAACACGUGGUUUGGGCGAUCAUGACCUGAAAGUGUACAACUCAAAUAUUCACAUCAAACCAUUCCUAUCCUGCUGCCCAGAGGUAAAGGUGUACAACAUCUCUGAGCACAAACACGGGCCUGAUGACGUCCUGAUCAUGGGUAGUGAUGGACUAUGGGAUGUCACAACUGAUAAAGAUGUUGCAGAUGCAGUAACAACUUUCCUAUCUGGCCGAGAACCCAACGACCCCAUGAGGUACACUCUUGCAGCACAAGAUCUCCUAAUGCGUUCACGUGGAGUACUGAAGGAGCGAGGAUGGCGAUUGCCAAAUGAAAGACUUGGCUCAGGUGAUGACAUCACAGUGUUUGUUAUUCCACUGGCUGGAGCGGAGUUAGAGACAUGACAAGGUGGGUCCACCUUCACUGGAAAAGCACACCAGGACACGGCCCUGGCUUCAUCUGAGAGAAAGGGCUAGGAAUCCAAGAAAUCAUUUAUACCAGAUCACAUGGCUCGGAUGUGAGUGACCCAAUACCCCUUUCUCCGAGUUGUACUCUUCACUAUGAAUAUCGCCAAGCCCAUGUCAAGUGUGGGAUGACAUCAUCAAGUGCCAUUCCUCCCCCUGCUCUCCCCUUCUUUUCGACUAUAUACUCAGCAAGUCAGUACGGAACACGAGGGCUUGUAAUGUAUGAGUAUUCUUUAAAAUGAUAGUAUGUGCAAAAUGGAAAAUUCUGUCAUCAUUUACUCACACUAAUGUUGUUCCAAACCUGGAUAUUUCUUCCUUGGAACACAAAAGCAGAUGUUAGGCAGAAUGUGAGCCUCAGUCACCAUUCACUUUCAUUCCUUCUCCUUUUGUGUUCCAUGUAAGACAGAAAGUCAUGCAGGUUUGGAACAUCAUGAGGGUGAGUAAAUGAUGACUGAACUUUUUAUUAUUAUUUAUUUAUUUUGGCUGAACUGUCCCUUUAUCAUCAGUGGAACAUUUGAAAUCUGAAUCUCAGUAUGGCAAAGAAAUAAGCCAAUACUGCUAAAAACCCUGAUGGCAAGGGAAAUAAAUAACAAAAGCACUUUAUAUGUAGCAGAAACCAUUUGAGCUGUAAUUUAAACUGCUGAUGAUUAUUUCUGUCUCCAAAGAAUGUUUCUGUUGACUGUACUGUUGAUUGAAUUUAAGGUUUUUUAUAGCAAGAUGCAAUCAACAAAAAGAAGGGGUAUUUCUUGUGAAUACAGUCUUCAGUUUUUGGGGCUGUUUAGCUUUUUAGGUUCAAAUCAGCCUCCUUUUACAUGUAAGCAAUGCAAAUGUCUAUAUUAUGAAACAGAUCAUUAGAAUUAAAGUCAACAUGAAAUCAAAAUGGACCCCAUUUACUUUCUAAAAAUGAAUAGUUUACCCUAAAUGAAAAAUAUGUCAUCAUUUGAAGAAUGCACUGCUCGCUCUUUUCCAUGCAUUUGCAAAGAACGGGGACUGAAGCUUUCAAGCAAUCUUAAAAAGUGGUUGUGACGAGGAGGAGGGCGUGGCUAGACCGUUGAAUCAGCAGGAGUACAAGAUAAAGGGGAGCCGGAGACGCCAGUUCGAGAGAGAGAGAAGCACGCGGCCGCAUUGCAUAUGUGUCUGUGUUUGUAUACGUUUGUUUUAAGUUGAGUUUCUCAUUAAAGCUUUAUGUUUACUGUUCAGCCAGUUCCCGCUGCCUCCUUGCCCAUCCAUGAACUGUUACAGUGGUCCAUAUGACUUGUGAGCAAUAUUACAAGUCUUUUGAAGUCAUAGGAAAGCUUCGUGUAAGAAACAGACCGAAAAUUACUUCAUUAUUCACUGAAAAUCUUGACCUAGAUAUCUCAGCUCACGUUCGUGAGAGUUCACGUGAGAAGUAGUGAUGUCCAAUGUGUUCUUUUGAGUUGAUUCAUUCGCGAAUAUAGUGCUCGGGUAAUAUGGACCUCUUUAAUGGUGCUUUUGUGUCCUUUUUUGAAGCUUCAAAGCUCCAGUCCCUAUGAAUUGUAAUAGAAAUGCAUGGAAAAGCCAGUACAUUCUUUAAAAAUCCUCCUUUUGUGUUCCUGGGAAGAAAGAAAAUUCAUACCGGUUUGGAACAACAAGAAGGUGAGUAAAGGGUGACAAAGUUGUAAUUUUUGGGUGAACUUUUCCGUUCCUGGUCUUAUUUUUCAUGAUUCAUUAGUGCACUAAUCACUAAGAAAAUAUAUCACAUUACGAAAGUAAAAUGGGUCGUGAAUGCCGUUUCAUGUUUAUUUUAAGCACUGUAGAAAUAUAAAACUUAUGUUGAAGUAGUUGAACCAAGAUCAUUUUUCCUACACCUCUAAAAGCCAUGUGCAAUUUAUAAAUGACUAAAAAAGACAGCGUUAUCUGGGUUGGAUUUGGGAUAAGACAUUGAUGGGUACCAGGCUUUCUAUACCCAACUGAACUGAUUGCUUGCACUGCUGUAGGUUUUUUAGCUGCUGAAUGACCAAUUUCUUUGCUGUAGAUAAAACAUUAUUUGGUCUAAAACCUUUUGUCAGUGAAGAAUCUCGAUUCUAACAACCAUUUAGAUCCAGACCUGAAACUGAGAUACUCGAACUUAGUUUCAUCAGUCAUUUUAGUGUUUUUGUACACCUUGAAUGUACCUUAUUUCCUUUAUUUGAUGUCAGUGUUGUGUCUGUGUAGUGUAUACUUUAUGAAUAUUGAGUUCUGCUUUUCAAAUGAUGAUUCAUUGUCAAAGAAUUGCUCUUUGCAAAAUAUUAUGUGACUAAUUCUAAAUAAAUCUAUCCUUUUUAAAAUGGCUCUACUGACAUUACUUUUUUUGACAGCUAUUUUAAUUAGUUCUAUUCUACAAAAGUCUGUUUGGAUAUGUUAGGCGUUAGUUAAUGAUAUGUUAUUACAUUCUUUAUACAUCUGAGUGUCCUAUCCUUUUAUAUGCUAUUCCAGAAUGGUAACCAAACCGCACUGCCAUUCACUCUGUCUGCAA
Molecule: messenger RNA, 4365 nt
Organism: Myxocyprinus asiaticus (Chinese sucker)
Lineage: Eukaryota; Metazoa; Chordata; Actinopteri; Cypriniformes; Catostomidae
Product: protein phosphatase 1H-like
Exons: 10
Coding region: 339-1829 (496 amino acids)
Biological process (GO): protein dephosphorylation
Molecular function (GO): protein serine/threonine phosphatase activity
Source: RefSeq, a predicted model, not a curated record